Messenger RNA from Micromonas commoda, 630 nucleotides. RefSeq lists its product with no specific name. Gene Ontology annotation, cellular component: mitochondrion; ribosome. The record is from RefSeq and is a predicted model, not a curated record. The coding region runs from base 48 to 518 and encodes 156 amino acids. The transcript has 2 exons. Lineage: Eukaryota; Viridiplantae; Chlorophyta; Mamiellophyceae; Mamiellales; Mamiellaceae. Gene Ontology annotation, molecular function: RNA binding; structural constituent of ribosome. Gene Ontology annotation, biological process: translation.
CUAGCGACCUACUGUAGCAGUCAAACAUGGCGGGUCUUCUCUCCAGCAUGGCGGGGCUCACCCUGACCGGUUCCUUCGCGGGCGCGCAGCUCCGCGUCCCCACCCCCGCGGCUCGCGUCUCCGCGGCUCCGGCCUUCAACGUCGUCGCGAAGAAGAAGUGGGAGAAGCAGGAGCUCAACUCUAACGGCAACCCCGUGCGCGCCAAGCUCCACGUCAAGACGAACGACAAGGUCGUGGUCAUCGCGGGCGCGGACAAGGGGAAGGUGACCGAGGUGGUGGAGGUCUUCACCAAGAGCGGUGAGGUUCUGUGCAAGGACGUCAACAUCAAGACGAAGCACGUGAAGCCGAAGGGCGAGGGGGAGACGGGUCAGAUCAUCCAGAGGGAGUUCCCCAUCGCAUCCUCCAACGUCAUGCACUGGUCCGAGGCGCAGAAGGUGCGCUCCCGCGUCGGCCACAAGAUGGAGGGUGGCAAGAAGGUGCGCUACCUCAAGAAGACCGGCGAGGUGCUCGCCAACUAAAUCUUGAGGGCGUCGCAGCGAUUGUUUGCGCGUUCCGGGGAAAGUAUCCUGAGGGGCGCCGCGUGUUAUUACCCUAGGCUUUGGCGUGUAUAUAGAGAGAAGCUAUCUCUUG